UCCUCACUCUGAUUAAAUAUUGUAGAAUUCUAUUAAAAACAGUUGUUUGUGUGGGACAGUUAUGUUGGCUUGUCUGAUCUGGAGAGGUAUAGGUAGGAAGGGAGGCAUAGUCUGUGGAUUUCAAAACUGGCUACUGUUUUUGGAGAGCUUGAGUUUACUUUCUAGUAAGGUUUUGAGGGAUCAUGUGUGACUGUAGGAAAAAAAAAAUUAGAAUUCCUAUCUUUUAAACACUACAAGAUUAUGAUGGAACAAUGGGAUGUUUUUAGAAAUUGAAUUUAGAAAUUCUGACCUGUUAUUUUAAGGGAGGUGAUUUGUGAGUGCUUUCUUCCUAUCAAGUGAGCAGUACCUACAAGCAUGCAUCUCAUCUGGCUGAACAGAUGGUGUUCAUCACAGCAUCUCCCUUAAAUUCUAUUCUCUUGUGCCUUGGAAUUGCAUUUUCUUAGAGUAAGGCCAAGAAAAUGAAAACUCUAAAAUUAUACCCUCCCACCCCCAAAUUUAAAGAUUAUGCCUCCCAAGGGUAGAACAUGAUGCUAAAUCAACUGGUAGCCAUUAGUCAGUUAGGUGAUAAUGCACUGUAAAUGAGGUUCUAUUUUUUUUGUUGUUUGUUUGUUUGUUUAAAAAAAGACUCAAAAGGGGCUAGCUGUAUACAACAAAACCCAACAGACAGAUAAUAGUAGUGGCUAUGUUCUUAAUGUAAAAGCCUCCAGAAUGAAUAAUAUAUAGAAUGCAACUGACUGGUUAUAUGGCGGUAGGCUGGAGGAGGCGGGAAUUUCCUAUUUCCUCUUAUUUCAGCCAAGGUAAAUAAUCUGAUCACAGAAUGCCCUUUAAACUUGGAACUCAGGAGGUUCUGAGGGGAACAGUGUUCGAUUAGUUUAAAUUGUUCCAUAAGCUUGUUGCCUGGUUUCACUGUAAAAUGAUAAAUUCUGUCCUCUUUACUGAUGUAAAGUAUGCCAAAUAGAAGUAGAAUUCUGCAAGUCUAGUGUUAGGGUAUUUGGAGAACUAAAAUAAAUGAAAAUAGUGUUUUUGGUGAAAUAACUUGUUACAAAAUACCAUGGACAGUAAGGCAUUUGUGAAUACCUUUGAAAAUCCAGUUAAUUAUUUACAAAAGUAGUACUUCGGGAGUUUUCACAGGCAGUGGAAACUGUUGAUGGAGACAGAAAUGAAGAUGAGAUUUAAAAGCUGUUUUUUCUUCCUCGUUACGAUGUAUUCAGGCAAACUCUUUGCAGAAGAUAAACCUUGUGAUUUGCCUCAUAUAGAAAAUGGAAAGAUUGCGCAGUACUAUUAUAACUUCAGAAGUCACUAUUUCCCUAUGCGUAAGGAAAAAAAACUUUCCUAUUCUUGUAUGGUUGGUUAUACAACUGAAACUGGGACUCAAGAUGGAAGAAUAACUUGUACAGCAAGAGGAUGGUCUCCAGUGCCACAGUGCUACAAAAAAUGUAACAAGCCUCUUUUGGAAAAUGGCUUUUAUUACGGUACAGAAAUGUACUUCAAAAUACAUGAGAAACUGCAAUACAAAUGUAAUCCAGGCUACCACACUCCAAGCGGUGGUACUGAAGAUACAGUACAAUGUCAGCCAGAAGGAUGGUCCUCCCAGCCAAGCUGUACUAAAAAAUUUGAGUCAUGUCAAGUACCCAAUUUACAUCAUGGCAGCUACUUCACAGCCCAACAGGAGCUUCGACUGAAUGAAACACUGCUAUACAAAUGUGAUGAGGGAUAUCAUGCUGCAGGAGGAAAUGCUAUAGAAGAAGCAGUGUGUCUAACACAUGGGUGGUCCCUUACUCCAAACUGCACUAAAAUAACUUGCUCCUCUUUGAGUGCAAUAGCACAUGGAGGUUUCUAUCCUGUGAAGAAAAUCUAUGAAGAGGGAGAUGUAGUUCACUUUUUCUGUGAGGAAAAUUACUCUGUCAGUGAAUUUGACCUAAUUCAAUGUUAUUAUUUUGGAUGGUAUCCAGACCCUCCGGUGUGUGAAGAUGUAAAAAAUAAAUGUCCACCACCACCGCUUCCUCCUCAUGCCCAUAUCAUCACAGUUAGAAGAACGUAUCGUAAUGGAGACAAAGUUCGUAUACAGUGUCAAAGUACCUUUGAUAUACAAGGAUCUGAGGAAAUCCAGUGUGAAAAAGGAAAAUGGACAUCACCCCCUAUUUGUAUUGGAACUAUGGAUAAACAAGAAUCUGAGGCACUACCGUCACUCGAGGCAGAUGCAGCAAUAAGGGCAAGCAAAACGUAUCGCAAUGAAGAUAUCAAAACGCAGCAAGACUGUACCUCUCCACCUGUGAUUAAAAAUGGUGUUUUUCUUGGUCCAUUAUUGACAAGUUACAAAAAUGGUUCCUCAGUAGAGUAUGGUUGUCAGCGUUACCAUUUUUUGGAUGGACCUAGUACUGUUUACUGCGAACAAGGAAACUGGACAGAACAACCAACUUGCUUAGAACCAUGCACUCUUAAUGUAGCUGAUAUGAACAGCAACAACAUAGAGUUGAAAUGGAGACACGAAGAAUUAAUUUUCCUACAUGGUGAUCUCAUAGAGUUCGAAUGUAAACAGGGAUACAAUUUUCUCCAGACUACCAUGCCAUCUCCUGGGAGGACACAGUGUAACCACGGCAGACUGAAAUAUCCCAGAUGCAUUAUGGAAGCUCCUACAGAAAAAUGUGACUCUCCACCUUCUAUUGCGAAUGGAGCUCUUACUCUCCCACCCCUGAGCCAGUAUGACAGUGGUUCUUCAGUUCAGUAUAGUUGCUCUGACUAUCAUUUUUUGCAAGGAUCUGAGAGAAUCUACUGUUCUGAAGGACAGUGGACUUCACCACCAGUUUGUAUAGAGCCAUGUGCUUUGUCAAAAAAUGAAAUGGAGAAGAAUAAUGUGCUGCUGCAAGGGUUCUAUGAGAAUCAAGUUUACUUUUACCAUGGGGAUUAUGUUGGAUUUUACUGUAAACAGAACCAUUUUGGAGCAGAAUCUGGUACAACUUUAUUUCAAGUGCAGUGUAAAAGAGGACAGCUGACAUAUCCAAGGUGUGUUGAAAGAAGAAAAUAA
This is a messenger RNA of Gymnogyps californianus (California condor), 3025 nucleotides long. RefSeq names its product coagulation factor XIII B chain (gene F13B). The transcript is spliced from 11 exons. Lineage: Eukaryota; Metazoa; Chordata; Aves; Accipitriformes; Cathartidae. The coding region runs from base 1148 to 3025 and encodes 625 amino acids. The record is from RefSeq and is a predicted model, not a curated record.